AUGGCCGGCUCGGCGCGUUUCCUAUGCAUCCUGCUCGUCCUGCUCGCCGUGGCCGGCACCGUCUCUGCUUUUGGAGCCGGCCAAGUCCCCGCCGACAGCGAGUUCAAGGAGUUCGUCUGGCGCCACGGCGACAUUGCAGAGGUGCUGCGCUUCCUCCCCUUCAGCUUCGUCACGCGCGAGAGCUUCACCAAGCUGCAGCGACGGCAGAUCUACUUUGGCAACUGGCUGCGCGACUUUUCGCAAGUCGUCGACACCACCUGCCUGGAAAACAUGCCCGAGCCGAUCCUGCGCGCCAUCGUGUCCGUCCUGGCCAUGAUGGAGUUUGGCUUCGCGACGGACGAGUUCGACGUCACGCGCGACCGGCUGGGGUGCUACUCGCACGUCGAGCACAUUGACAACCCGCGCGGGUACGCCGACAAUGCCAAGCAGAUUGACGAGCGGCUGCGGGGGCCCGUCGACCCCCGCGAGCUGCAGCUGGACCGGAGGACGGGCAUGAAGAACUACAUUGCCAACUCGGGCCACGGCUGGGACACGUCGGCCGACUACAUCCGCCGCCAGCUGGGCAAGUGCAUCGAGCUGGGCCGCCGGGGCCGCCGGGGCCACCACGGCGCCCAGAAGGAGUCGUUCAUCCACCUCGGCGCCGCGCUGCACACGCUCGAGGACUUUGCCGCCCACAGCAACUUUGUCGAGCUGUGCCUGCACGAGCUGGGCGAGCGGGACGUCUUUGCGUACGUCGGCGACCGCUGCAGGGUCCGCACGCCGCGCUCGCACUUUCGGAGGGGGCGGCUGGUCGCCCCCCUGGUGACGGGCACGUUUGGCAUGCUGGACAUUUUCCACAGCCUGCUCGGCGAGGCCGACGACAUGGCCAUUCUGCAGUCGAGGGGCACGCUGGGCGACCUGGAGGAGAAGCUCGGGUACGGCAGCGUCGCCUUUGACCAGCUGUUCCAGGCCAUCAAGUCGGCCAUUGCGGCGGUGCAGAAGUUUUCGUCGCAGAACACGGCGCUGCUGGAGCAGCUCGAGGUGGUGGACAUGAUUUUACAGCAGGCCAAGGACGACGGCGGCUCCCCCUCGACGCCCGAGGGCGACGACGCCGCGGCCGAGACGGGAGGUGUCGGCGGCGGCGGCGGCAAAGUCGUCAACGCCAGCAUCCUCUGGCAGGCCAUCGAGCCCGUCUUUUACAUCCACGACCGCAUCAAGAAGUGGCUCACCGAGGACGCCGAGACCAACGACCCGUCCGACCCCGGCAACACGAGCACGCAGCUGGGCGAAACCACCAACCAGUUUGUCUUCCAGCUGGUCGGCUACAUCAUCGAGUCGUCGGUCAAGGAGCUCCGCAACGCGCUCAAAGCCGCCAAAGUCCGAGUCGACCAGGAGGCCGCGCAGUCGGAAUCCGCGGCCGUCUACGAAGACGGGUCCAAGGCCUCGGACCCCAGCCACUCGGACCUGUCAAAGGACCACUUCAGCAACGUGCUCAACCCGCCGGCCGGGCUCGUCGCCACCGUCACCACCAACUGGACCACGCAGCAGGUCGUGCGGUGCUGGGACGACGAGAGCGUCAGCGCCCACGACACCAUCGAGCGCGUCCUGGCUAUCCUGCACCACCCGGCCUUCCCGCGGCCACGGUCGGACAUCCAGAAGUACAUGUUUGGCGCGGUGCGCGAGUGGUGGGGCGACCUGCCGGACGGGGACAAGGACGCGCUGCGGCGGAAGCUCGCCAGGGAGAGCGUGCGGGAGCGAGGCCACGAGGACCACGGCAUCACGGUGCAGGACGUGCGGGGGAAGAGGAAGGGUCCGGGGGAGUUUCCGGGGUCGAGGAUGGACGUGCGGCCGCCGAGGAGGAAGCGGACGUCUCUUUUGAAGUGGGCGGUCGGCGGGGCGGCGAGGGAUCUGGCCUGGGUGGCGCGUCCGGUGGUGAGGUGCGUGGCCGUGCCGGGGGGGAUGCUGGUCGAUGCCGUGUGGCGAGUCGGGGGGGUCGUGCUGCGGACGCCGGGCCGGGUGCGCCGCCUGGCUGGUCGGUGGUGGCCGUUUCCGAAGCGCAACUAG
This is a messenger RNA of Ustilaginoidea virens, 2043 nucleotides long. RefSeq lists its product as uncharacterized. Bases 1 to 2043 code for a protein of 680 amino acids. NCBI's taxonomy places the organism in Eukaryota, Fungi, Ascomycota, Sordariomycetes, Hypocreales, Clavicipitaceae. The record is from RefSeq and is a predicted model, not a curated record. The transcript has a single exon.